Molecule: messenger RNA, 351 nt
Organism: Capronia epimyces CBS 606.96
Lineage: Eukaryota; Fungi; Ascomycota; Eurotiomycetes; Chaetothyriales; Herpotrichiellaceae
Exons: 1
Coding region: 1-351 (116 amino acids)
Source: RefSeq, a predicted model, not a curated record
AUGAGCAGUAUACCUCUGACUGUAUCCCGCACCGCAGUACUUCGCCAGUAUUCAGCCGUCUCUUUGACGUUUACUUCGAGACUACAACGAUGCCAACGAUGCGCUUCCACCACGACCUCCCAAACUCCUUCCGACAAUAAAUCUGCCUCCACGUCUGAGUCGGCAGCAAAGCAAGAUCGACUGGAGAAACUCAAGAAAGCGUACAAGAGCAUGGCAGAGGCAGAUGAAGAGAUGCGCAAAGCCAUGGAAAAUCUGGCUGGUGAUGGCGGAGAGGCUGGACUCGAACUGGAAGAUGGAAAAGCUGUCUCUAUGAAAAGAGGUGUUCGAGAGAACAUGUUCAGGUACAUCUGA